AUGACUUCAUCCCCCAACGACCGCACCAUCAGGUACUAUCAACUUGGCGACUUUGAGCUCCAGUCUGGCGAGAUCCUGACGGCGGCCUACAUCGCCUACCUGACCUACGGUUCCCCCUCCAACCCCUGCGUCCUCUACCCUACCUGGUAUUCUGGCACCAUCGUCGCUGGAAACGAAUGGCUCAUCUCCACCCCCGAGCAUCCUCGCCGUGCCCUUGACCCCGAAAGGUACUUCAUCGUCGUACCUGCUCUCUUUGGAAACGGUGAAUCCACUUCACCCUCCAAUACCACCGGUCCCAAAGGCGGGGUCAACAUGCCAAAGACAACCUUCUACGACAACGUCAAGGCCCAACACCAGCUCUUGACUCAAGGUCUGGGGAUCACCGACCAGAUUGCCGUCCUGGGUUGGAGCAUGGGAGCCGGACAGGCCUUCCAGUGGGCAUCCCAGUACCCGGACAUGGUCAAGCUCGCUGUGCCCUUUUGCGGUUCGGCUCGGACCUCAUUCCAUAACUGGGUAUUCCUCGAGGCCGUCAAGGGUGCCAUUCUUGCCGACACUGAGGGCUACUGUAAAGGUCGAUAUAUGGAAGAGAAGGGCCAGCAGCCUCUUGUCGGAUUGAAGACUCUGGGAAGAGUGUAUGCCGGAUGGGGAUUCAGCCAGGCAUUUUAUCGCGAGAAGGGGUUCGAGAAGUAUUAUGGGAUCGAGGGAGUCGAGAGGGUGAUGGUCGAGUUCUGGGAGAAGUGGUCGACGAGCAAGGAUGCUAACAAUAUGCUGCACAUGCUCUGGACCUGGCAGCAUGGGGAUAUCUCUGCCCAGCCCCUCUACGCCGGCAAGUCUGGUCUCGCAGAGGCUGACCGUCGUCUCUCUGACCGUGGUCUGGGCCGUCCCGGUGCAGGAUCGCAACAUGAUGAAGAUGCCUUUGAAAGAGCGCUGAAGGGUAUUCAAGGCAAGGUCUUGAUCAUGCCCUGUGAUAACGACCUGUAUUUCCCUCCUGAGGACAGCCAAAUUGAGAAGGAUUACAUUGGUGACAAUGCUGAAUUGAAGGUCAUUAAGAGCAUUUGGGGUCAUUGGGCUGGAGGACCGGGUGACAGCAAAGAGGAUGCCAAGUUCCUUGACGACUCAAUCAAUACUUUCUUCAAGCAGAACGAUUUCUAG
Messenger RNA from Linnemannia hyalina, 1152 nucleotides. The record is from the annotation of a GenBank genome assembly. NCBI's taxonomy places the organism in Eukaryota, Fungi, Mortierellomycota, Mortierellomycetes, Mortierellales, Mortierellaceae.